Pleurotus ostreatus (oyster mushroom) is the source of this 1311-nucleotide messenger RNA. RefSeq lists its product as uncharacterized. The transcript is spliced from 2 exons. Bases 1 to 1311 code for a protein of 436 amino acids. NCBI's taxonomy places the organism in Eukaryota, Fungi, Basidiomycota, Agaricomycetes, Agaricales, Pleurotaceae. The record is from RefSeq and is a predicted model, not a curated record.
AUGCCUCGUAUCCUCCCCCUCAAGAGUUGUCUCAAAAACGGCCGACGAAAGUCUCUGGAUAGACGCGUCCGCUUUAAAUCCAGCCCUUCGGUUCAUCUAUUCGGCCUACAAUCUGCAACUCGAGGUCCAGUGCCGAUCAACUCUGGCAUUAGUUUGGAUCCAUCAGCCAGAAUGAAUAGCCCGUUUAUCAGCGGCAACUACCUCUUGCCGACACCGACGGCUUGCUACCCAACUAUACCUGUAACUCAGACGACGAUGGGAUGCACACCAGCAACUAUGCUAUCUCCUUUACCAUGGCCGAUCAACCAACACCAGACCUGGUCAGGCCCUGGGGGGACCCAUACGUUCGUUCCACAAGGACCUUCGAUUCCGAUGGGGUCGCCUUAUCCACACCAGCUUCAAAGCUUUCAGAACGGGCCUGGAUGCACACCCUGGCCCCAUACACAUCAGUUGUCUACUCCGUAUGCUCCUCCACCUCAAGCAAUGGCGUCCUGGACCCCCGCACCACAGGCUGUUCCUUCGUUUGCUCCCCCGGCGCAGGCGAUUACGACGUUCACUCCCGGAACGUUCACAACAACCCUGCCUCCUCAAGGUGUCGCAACCUUUGUUUCGGCCCCUCAAGCUGUUUCUACGUUCACUCCAGCUCCUCCGGCCCCUCAAGCUUUCUUUGUCCCCUCACAGCAAGCUCAAGUGAUCACAAGUUCUCCUGGACCGGUGUUGACAUGUCCUCCGUCUGCACUCGUGGGAUGCUCGUCAGUCGGACUUGUUGAACCUCAGCUACAUAGCAGCCUCUCCAGUACUUUCCAGUUCAUUCAAUGGGACAUGCUUUGCGACCCCUCCGACGCAAAGUACAAACCCUGUAUGGCGAGCGCACUUGGCACGAACAACCUCCCAAUGGACGACCCAGCCGUCUCCCCAUCGCACGCAUACCAGAAAUUCGUCCUCCGUAUACCACAUCUGGACCAUAUGGUUACACUCUGGGGCGGCAUUCCCGUUAAACCUUCCUCUUGCAACUCACACAUCACUGUCAGGGACGUUCUGACAUCAAUACAUCAAUACAUGUACACGAAGAUUAGCGAGGACGACGAGAUGUACAUAGAGGGGCGCGUCCCAGGGAAGCUGGAACAAGGAUUCAACAGGCGAAUGCAGGUCUCACAGAAUGCGGCUAGCUUUGAGCAUCAAAGGGGAUAUGUAAGGAUUGAUGCAAUGGGAGAGUGGACGAAGUUCUUGGGUCUGAGACCUGCGAACAUGGGUAUGAGCCCGUGUGGUGGCCAGGGCAGAUAUUACCUUGACAUAGAAUCGGGUUGCUGA